GAGCCUCACUGCUGCAUCAGUUCUAACCCAGUCAUAUAAGAAUUAACUCAGUUUGAGUCAGUCCAUCGUCUAAUUAUCAAUAGCAUGCUUACAAGCUUUUACUGAGUCUAUAUUUAGCUCCCAGUUGCACAGUAGUACAAUAUCAGACACAUAGGGGGAGACAUAGAACUUGUAUUCAUGUUCACUGGCUUCAUUUUUGUGCUUACGUAAGCCACAAACCUUUUUAUGGCCUCUUUUUACCUUGACAGAUUUAGAAUAUCAGAUUCAUAGCACGACUGUAUUUCAAUUGAUGUCAUUUCCAAAAUAAAAUGUCACUGAUUGUUAAAAGUGAGUCCAGUAAAGAUAUGCUCAGUCACUUAAUUGUUGAUGGAGCAGCUCCAGAGGACAAAAUAUCUGACUUCAUUAGGGUCGUUCUCACCUGUGGAAAGAUUUAGACCAGGAAAGGACUUGCCUAAAUCCGUUUCAUGGGAAAUGCAUACAAUAGUGAUUUGAUUUGCUUCUGAAGCAGCAUGUAGCUAUUGAUUCAUAUUUGUUUUAAUAUAAUUUUUCUUUAAUUUGAGUACUGAGAGAUUCCAUUCACCUCUUUUUUGUGUUGGGGUUGGAAGAUAUUCAAAAUCUUUGCAAAUAAAACACAAACUGCAGGGUUAGAUAUGCUUGGGGUAAGAGGGAAACUGUGUAUGUAUGUGUUUGUGCGGUUCUGUUUUGGGUGAACUGACCCUUUAGAUGAGCCCCAGGAUAGCCUAUUUUUAUUAGCAGAAAUCAGUCGUAAACACAUUCAGUGUGAUUUCCUGCUCUUGCUCUAAGAUUAGGCUCAGCAUCAUUGCAUGUGGUUAUACUCACAGAUCAAUUUGUGAAAAAUGUUGAGUCACUCCAUUGGCCUAUUGACAGUAAAACAUUGAGAGAAAAACACACGAGGAGCAUCAAUUUGUGAUUUCCUAGAUAUGCAAGACUUGAUAUUUACCCAUAACUGUUUACAUCUUUCAUAAGCCAAUCAGUUUUUUUUUUAAGUUGGUUGUUUUCCAACGCUGGCUACAACUGACCUCUGUAAAGUGUCCUCAAUGAUCUUGUUACCGUCAUUAAAGCCACUGUGUCUCUCAAUACCUCUAAACAACAUGACUGGCAACAGAAUAUUAGAUUACUCAUAAAUUCUUGUCAGGAACGGUGUGCAGAAAAUUAGGACUGCAUGGUCAAUAAUGAUAACUAUCAGUUUGCAUUUUUGACCCUGGGGGGGAAACAAAAAGUGUUGUGUACUCCAAAUAAUACUGGAAAAGAAAUGACUAAGGUCUUAACAUUUGCACCCACAAAAGUUCAGCUGAUACUUGGGGGAAACUGUCUAAAAUACAGAGGGGUAUUUGUGUAAUGUAGGGGACAUAUUCAAUAUUUGCUGACAUUUGAGUCAAGUGCUCAGCUUGUUACUUUAUUCAGACUAAUUAUGUUGGAUUAGAAUGAUACAUAAAUGAAAAGGCCAUUUUGAAAGUUGUACAUAGCUCAAAGCAAAUUCAUAAAAAUACACAAGUAGAGAAAUAUGCAUGGGAUCUAUUCUUUGUGUGAUAUUAUCAUAAACAAUCUUUUUCUGGUCUUGUGAGAUAAAUUGGAUCCUCGUCUUAUGAAAUCAGGUUUGUCUUGUUUACUUCUUAAGACCCUGAUGCAACUGGUUUCUCCUGACUAAUUUUGGAUUACUUACCCCUUGUGCUUCACACUAAUACUCACAGAAGGUGUCAAUUAAAAGGUACAAUAAGAGAGUACAUCAGUCUAAUGAAAUCCACUAGCCCUGCAAUCAGUGCCGCCAUGGUGAAUCUCUAUUACUGAGGCUGUGAGAAAAGUGCUGAACCAAUUAUGUUGAUAUUUUUAGGCAAUACUUUGCAGUUCUGUUGCAAUGGAUAAAAUUAAAUGUAUUGCCAUGUGAUUGUGUUUACUGUAACAACAUCAUAUUGUAACAUGCUCAUCCACUUUGAUUUAAUUUUUUUGCUAAAAAUAUUUCAAAACAACUCUUGAGGAAACUCCCCUCUCUGCCUUUCAGAGGAUGACCAUUUCUCAGAAUCCCUCUGGCAGAUGGCAGCUCAGUUGUGAAAAUCAAUAACAGGGCUCCACAAUUAAAGCCUUUCCAUUUAUCCAUCCUUCAACUGUGUCUACCGCUCUCUAUACCUACACACUGAAGCUUUUAUCAGACUUAAAACAUAAGCAUCCUCAUGUAUCAAUCUAAUUAUUCUUGAACCCAUUAGUGGAGGAGAACUGAACAGGACUUAUUCCUCCUCUUUUGCCUUUUUUUUAAUAAAAAGAUGCCAUUUCUGAAAUUAUUGUGUAUAUAUAUAUCUUUCCCCUAAAUUUGCAGUAUUGUUGAAAUAUAUGUAGACAUUGUAUGUCACUGGGAUGAACUGCUCAAACAUUAUCACUGCACUCUGUGAUGAGAUGGAAUUUGAUGUUGGAAGAGUAUUAAAUCUUGAUUUCAUGGCAGCUACAGAACAGUAGGCCUCUUUCACAACAGACAUUUUAAUAUGUGAGAGUAGGAGUAUAUAAUCAAAUGAAUGAUGGAUGAAAUUCAUUUAGCAUUACAUUUUCAGGGUCCUAGUAUUGUGCAUCCUGGCUCACUGUCACACUCACUGGGAUACUAUAAUAGUCAUUAAUAUUUUUAAUAUUAUUUUGUAUUAAUAAUUAUAAGUAACACCUGUGCUUUUCCUGCUCUGGUAUAUCCAAAUAUCUGCUGUGAAAAUAACCUGUUUGUGUGUUAAACCAGUAUAAAGAAAAUACACAAUUGUUAAUCGUUGGCACUUUAAAUGUAAUUGUCCAAGAAUAUGACUUUACAUUGGCUAAUAUACACAAACUCAUCAGUGUUAGGCUCUGGGUUGGUGUUCAGCUGAGAGCCAUUAAAAAGCAACUCAGCCCGUCCUUUAAUAUGCUUGCUGAUAAGACAGCUAUUUCCCUUUUAACAAUGCCAGCAUAACUGGUGUUUAAGCUUGUGUUUGUUGUUUCUUUCAUGAAUGUACAUCCUGCCGUUUUAUUUAAGACUCCAGCCUUGUGGUCUGAUGUUGUGCCAGGUGUUUGUCAUUAGCAGAAUGCACACUGAUGAAUGCAGUCAGUGUGGUCCCCGUGAUUCUGUUGAAUGUUUAACUGAGCAACGACACGUGCCGUGGUGUGCAUGCGUGUGUGUCUUAGAGGCAAAUUUAGUUCCUUGUGACUAGUCCAUUAGAGAUCCCUAAAAAGUCAGGAAUCUUUUUAUAGGUUGGAUGCAAAGAAAAUGAGACUCAUCUGACUCAUCAGAGCUCCUGCUGCCCCCGACACACACACACACACACACGCACACAAACGCACACAUGGAAACAGUCCAUUAAAGUCUCAUCCCCAGACACAGGGCAGCAUGUUGAAGAGUCUAAAGCAGUUUUUUUUUUAUUCCUGUUUAUAAACCCUCUGGUGAGCAGUCCUGUGAUCCUACACAAAAAAAUACACCAUGUAAAAUAUUGAUAAUAAUGAAUCACAUCACAAAUAUAUUCAAAUGCACAUUUUUAUUUGUCUAAUAAAAAUAUCCUUGUUGAAAUUAAUUAUUACAAAUGUUAUGUCUUUGUUUACAACCUCAUGACGCCUGAAUCUCACAAAAUGUCAUAUGCCCUCGAAACCACUUACGCCAUAAGUGUCAGAGAAACAAGCUUCUCAAUGGAAAAGAAAAUCAAUUCCAUUUUAAACAGUAGUCAAAAUCUGAGCUGUGUAAAUAAAAAGCAUUGCCUUCAUCCAACCACCUGCUGCCCCAGUUUUUAUUAUCAAAUCUCUCACAAAUAACAGCCAAUUCUACCACAAAGCUGCCCAGUGGAUACUCUUUAUGUUUAUGUAACUGCCUCUUUACUCCUGCCCCAAAUCCUCAAAAAUAGGUUCUAGAAAUUGUCCAGUUUGGUACUAGCUGAAAUGCUUGUUUGGGGGUAAAUUAUCUGCUUAUUAAUUGCUUCUAAAUGCAUUCUUUGCCCUAAAUUUCUCAAUGGGAUUCAAGUCUUAGUUUACAUGAACUGGAGUCUAGAGGACCAACAUUACUUCAGUCGCCUACAUCAUAACAGUUUGUAAAAGAUCAAACAAGUUCAAAGUGUCUUACAGAUUUUAAAGUAAAUGCCUGAGAAAUUCAUCAAACAGAGGGAGAUUGUUCUUCCUAAGGUCAGUGGUCCUGUGAUCUCAGCUAUGCGCGCACGCGCACACACACACACACACACACACACACACACACACACACACACACACACACACACACACACACACACACACACACACAGAUGAAAUUUGAAGCAGAUUACGUGCUUCAAACAAUUACGGUCCAACAUGUUUACAACAGCUCCACAGUAUGUAGAUUUAUUGUCACAACGCAUCAUAUAUUUUGGUAGAUUUCUCAAAAUUACAGGGGGUGACUGUAUUCACUUAGUCAGUCAUUUCUUGAAAUAGCAUGUCUUGAAAAACUGAAGCAAAAAUAAACCUCCAUCUCCUUUCCUGCCUCUGUUUUUCUGUUUUGUUUUUCCCUGUCUCCUCUUUCUCUCUCACUCUCAUCACCUUACUCUCUCUAUCCAUUUAGUCUCUCUCUCUUUCUUUCUCUUCCCUCUUUCUCUGCUUCUGUUUUUCUCUCUCCAUCAAUACAGUCGGCCAAUGACAGUGCCGUGGCUGAGGAAAUGGAUGGUGUGUCUAUUUUUAGAACCAGGGAAGGAGGGCAAACCAAAAGUAAGCUGGGGAGAGAGAAGGAGGGAGGGAGGAGGGAUGUGAGGAGAAGAUAAAUCUGCAUUCUACUGCUGCCUCUGGUCAGAGUCAGUUGGAGCCACUGAGUGCGCUCAAGGAGAAGCAGCAUCCCUGGUUGGAGACACAGCAUCAUAAAUUAAAAACAUAUUCAGCUGCAAAAAGGCUGCAGACUGAUAUUCGAGAUUGGAAGAGCAGAGAAAAGAAGAAAAGACCAGCUGGACUCGACAAAGACAAAGCCAUGCGGCCGCGGUCCAAACUGCUAUCCAAGAGAAGACUCCUGCUGCCCACAAUCAGAGAGGGCACAGAGGAGACGGUGAAGGAUUUGAAUGAGGCCAACACACUUCACAUUGCUGGCCACGACCAGGCUGUCUCCUCAGAGGACUACCUCCUCUCCAUCUGCCACCUAGCCCACCCCACCUUCCCCACCAGGGAGGUUUCCCCCAAUAACAUCAACGCACGGCAGCUGGAUGCUGCUCACCAGAGGCUGCGUCUGUCACGGCUCAGUGGGACGCCAUCAAGCACCUUUGAAUUCACCCCCACAGAGGAGGCACAUGGUAUCGAUAUCGAGGGAGAAGGGAAACAACUGGAUGAUGAGUUCAUGUAUGGCAACUCUGAUCCCCUGGAAUAUCUUUACGGACACCAGAAUGACCUCUCAGGAGGUGUGAGGAGGGCAUUUGUUGAGGGAAGGUUUAUAAGGCAACGUGGGAGCAUUUGGGAGGGUCAGGCUCGCUCCAGAGCUCAGAGCAUCCCCCGUGCUUUAAGUCCUGACCUCCCAUGCCAACGCAAGAGCAGUUGCCCCGACUUACACACCAGCACAAACACUCCUAUUCCAAACACCUCCCCUAAACACUGCUUGUCCAGGUUGGAGGCCAGGACAGGGAGCCCGGCAGACAGAGAGGCAGAGGGGGUGAGACAGAAUCCAACCGUCAAACCAUCCCUCAUCUCUCAGUGGAUCUCUGACUGCAGGUUAGCGUGGAGGGAGGCACAUGUGCGAGCCUGCAUGCUGCCUGCCAUUGCUGAGAUACAGGGCGCAAAUGGACAGACAUUGUAAUAGAAUGAUAUCCCUAAGUAAAGUAUCCCAAUCUUGUCAGUGCAUGACACAUUGACGUUAGGAGAUAUGUAGCUGUGUAUUAUGCAUAUAUAUAUUUAUAUAUAUAUAAAGGAUAUGAUUAAAUACACAUUGAAUCAUACAGAGGCAAAUAAAUAUUGCCACGAUUGUCCAUCUGUAAUGUUAUAUCAAUACUAUCUAUGCUUGAUGUAUGCUGGUGAUCAUACAAUAUCAUGAAAACAGACAAAUCUGCAAAAUCUUUUUUUACCUUCCAGUGUUUUGUGAACUAAGUCUGAAUCAAUUAAACAUUUUUUUGAUACUCUCAAUAAAA
Dicentrarchus labrax (European seabass) is the source of this 6080-nucleotide messenger RNA. RefSeq lists its product as uncharacterized. Bases 4940 to 5752 code for a protein of 270 amino acids. Gene Ontology annotation, biological process: regulation of autophagy. The transcript is spliced from 2 exons. NCBI's taxonomy places the organism in Eukaryota, Metazoa, Chordata, Actinopteri, Moronidae. The record is from RefSeq and is a predicted model, not a curated record. Gene Ontology annotation, cellular component: mitochondrion.